CCCGCUGAGAGGCAGAGCGAGCACUCCUCCCGGGGAACAACGGAUGGCACCGAAGACGUAGGGGAGGUGGGCGGGCUUCAGCUGCCAUGCUCUAUUCUGAUUGGAGGAUGGCGAGACGCCCUGGGCUUGAUAGGCAACUGUUUGAAUUUAGGCGGGAAGGGGCCUCCAACGGCUGCGGCUCCGGCGCUUCGUUAGGAACUUGAUAACUUAGCAAGAUGGAAACUGAUGAAUUGUUUUUGGGGGCAGCAAAGCAGGAACCCCGUUAGCUGUCAACAGCUCUGUAAAGCAGCCACACUGCUCCCCUUACAUUUUCUUCUUCCCCCCUCCCCUUCCCCUCUCAAUUUGGUCUCAUCCAUGGCAUUCAGGAGGCAAGUAAAAAACUUUGUGAAAAAUUAUUCAGAGGCAGAAGUCAAAGUCCGGGAAGCUACGUCUAAUGACCCUUGGGGGCCUUCGAGUUCUUUGAUGUUGGAUAUUAGUGACCUGACCUUCAAUACAGUUUCUCUCUCAGAAAUUAUGAACAUGCUGUGGCAGAGACUAAAUGACCAUGGGAAGAAUUGGCGCCAUGUCUACAAGUCCCUCACACUCAUGGAUUAUCUUAUCAAGAAUGGAUCCAAAAAAGUCAUUCAGCUUUGCCGAGAGGGCUUCUUUAACAUUCAGACAUUAAAAGACUUCCAUCACAUAGAUGAAGCUGGAAAAGACCAAGGUUACUACAUCCGGGAAAAAUCUAAGCAAAUCAUCACUCUGCUGAUGGAUGAGCAGCUGCUGCAUAAAGAGCGGGAGGUAGCAUGUUGGACUAGACGGCGAACAUCCUACUCCAUGACGUUUCCUAAGAGAUUGCCUGGUGCUGGCCACUCGCCGACUCACUUACCAAGCCCUAACAUGGCAUCAGACCCUCCUGCUUCUGAGAACACACGCAAACUUCUCAAGAUCUCAAGGCUGCACCUCACAAAAAGUACUUCCAAGACAGAAUUAAGACCAGAGCAGAACUAUUGUGCCCAUAUGCCGAGCAGAAGUGCGGUGUCCCAGGAAACACUACCACUCAAGAUAAAUGCUUGGAAAUCAGCAGAAGACGCGAUGGUAUUUUUUGAGGAAGAACCAAAAGAGCUUUUGCCACAAGCAUCUCCCAUGAUCCCUCCGGCUUCAUUGGUGAUAGAAGAGUAUGAAGAAGGAUAUAGCCUUUGGGAUUCAGAUAUCGUGCCCUCUCCUUUGGAAAAAAGUCCAUCUCUGCAUACAAAUUUGAGCUUGUGCAAAAGGCUAGACAGUUUUGGCUUCGACAGAUUCGAUUUAUCAAAUCUUGCCCUGGAAAACACCAUGCAACAGUCUCUAGAGUUUCAUCCCCCUCAGAAAAAUUGUGAUACCCUGGGAACUAUGCAGAGUUCCUGGCCACCAGGAAGAGAAGAGGUUGCAAGUACCAACGUAAGGGUGUCAAAGUCCGAUCCUUUCUUCCAGAGAUCACAGGCUUUCCCUCAUAAAUCCCAGGCUUCUGUAGAGACCCUCUAUAUGUCUCCUUCUUUGAAGGAGAGCUUGGUUAGCAGGGAGUACCCCAAACCAACACAGAGCACUUCCAAAGAAUUUUCUGAGACACCUUUGCCAAAUCUCAGCUCCAACAUUGUUAAGACAGAUAGUACGGGCUUCAACCCUUUUGCAAGACAUGAUUCGACCGUCUCCGAAGGAACAUCCUCAUCCUUUUCUACCUUCUUCAUCUCAUCCCCUGACUUAGCCAUUUCAGAAAACAUCCCUCCUGCCUUAGGUCUGUCUUCUGAUGGAUCUUCCCUUAGGCCUUCAUCCCACGGGCCGUCCUCCUCCUCCAUGCUCCUUAAAGAUGCUCAGGUCAAGGUGAACCACCCCUUUGAUCCUUGCCUUCCCUCUUCAGAUGAAGAUGAGAGCGAUAGUAUCAACCUGUUAGACAUCCUCCCCGAUAACUCCGAUUCUGCCAAUCCUGUCACGAGUGACAGGAUAUUCCCCGUGCAGGAUAUUCAGUGCCUGAGCCCGGCCUCGGAACCGGCCCCCGUCGUGGGCGAGGGGCUCCCCGAGUCAGCGGGUCCCAACACGCCCAUUCUGGGUGCCUUAGGGGAGAUCAAGCACGCCAUCAGGAGGCUGCACGGAGACCUGAGCAAGGUGGUCCAAGAGCUGCGCAUCGUCAACAGCCACCUGGUAAGCAUGGAGGCCGGGAACAGUCAGCAAGCCUCUCCGCCCGUCAGCAAGGCCCUCUCACCUGGAGCUUCCGUGGAUAGCCUGAGUCAGUUCUGACCCUGCAGAGGACAAUGGUAGCGCCUCCUCCCCUCCCCACCUUCUCUCUCAAGAUGCUGGAGAGUUGACUUUCCAUGGAUUUCUGGGCCCAGCAGCAGGAUUAGUGUGGCAGUUUCUCUUUUUCUUUUAAAUUUAUUAACAAUUAUUUCUCCAAUCAGGAGGAGGAUGUGUGUCUCCUUUUUGUUUAAGGGAGAGAAAAGAUUUUAUGUUUGAAACACAUUUUCAGGUUCUAGAUAGGAACACAUUGUAAACCCAAGGGAAUUUUAUCUUUGAUGUGCCGUUUUAUUUCAGAAUGACUAAAGCUGUAGGAGAAGCCUUCUCUCCCAACCGGAUCCCCCUACUCUCAAGUUAUUCUGGAACGGGUAGCAGGAGUCCAUUUGUGUUCAGUUAUCUAAAGCCCCUUUGUUAAUACACCUUAGCCUCGGGGGAGGAAGAGUCUGGUCUACCUGAAUCAUUAAACUCAUUGCUGUCAUUGAGUCUCCAAACCUUAAACCGAGACUCGUGGCUUUCUCUCUUUGGUGUCAUGGUCAGCUAGGAAUUCCAUAGAAUCGAGCCCGCUAUGUGCCCCCAAAUAGCUGUCAAUUACAACUUUUUAUUGUUCAUUUAAAUUAAAAUUCAACCACAAAUG
Messenger RNA from Antechinus flavipes (yellow-footed antechinus), 2878 nucleotides. It is a transcript of the gene ENTHD1, whose product is annotated as ENTH domain containing 1. Bases 226 to 2250 code for a protein of 674 amino acids. Gene Ontology annotation, biological process: endocytosis. NCBI's taxonomy places the organism in Eukaryota, Metazoa, Chordata, Mammalia, Dasyuromorphia, Dasyuridae. Gene Ontology annotation, molecular function: phospholipid binding; clathrin binding. The transcript has 7 exons. Gene Ontology annotation, cellular component: clathrin vesicle coat; plasma membrane; endosome. The record is from RefSeq and is a predicted model, not a curated record.